Molecule: messenger RNA, 2355 nt
Organism: Penicillium odoratum
Lineage: Eukaryota; Fungi; Ascomycota; Eurotiomycetes; Eurotiales; Aspergillaceae
Exons: 2
Coding region: 1-2355 (784 amino acids)
Biological process (GO): intracellular signal transduction; protein phosphorylation
Molecular function (GO): ATP binding; protein serine/threonine kinase activity
Source: RefSeq, a predicted model, not a curated record
AUGCAGAACCCCGCCAAGAUUCCGCCCCAAGCGGAGUCCGAUCCGGACGCCAAGUCAUCUCAGCCUGCUCAAGUUCGCUUCUCCUCCGUCAACCAGGAGAUUGAGCCUUCUUCAAUGCUCUCCCCGGUGUCUGAGAAAUCCUUGCCGGAUACUUUCCACAAGGACACCAAUGAAGACGAUUUGCGGUCCUUGGCUAUGAGCUUGCAGAGCACCCAGCUCCAAGAAUCCCGACUGCGCAAUUUCUCCUUUGAACCAAUGUCGCUUCCUUCGUCUAGGGUCGCAUCCCGAGACUCGAGUGAUCGAAGUACCCGCGAUGGCAAUGGCUCCUAUAUAGCUUCCCCUCACAUUUCUCCUCCUGCCUCCGCUGUACAGUCACCUCCUCUAACCCCCGCUGUCACCCAAUCCCGUGAGAGCAGGUCCUCCGAAAGUGCAUCUGCUCUGGGAUCACUUGGCCGGGGCGCCAUUACCCCCGAAAGAUCACCUCCGGUUACUUCCGGGGACAGUAACAGCACCCAAACUGCGCCAACAUCCCGACCGUCUACCGAGCCUAUCUCUACCGGGCAGAGCGCUACUUCGCAGCCUGCGCCUCAGAUCACCGUACCGAAACACCGUGCUCAGUUCUUUAUCGGCACAGAUGUAAGCUCACAAGAAGAGAGUCCACCCUCUACUCCCCGAGAGUCCCAUACACCGCCGGGCACAAUCACACCGGUGGGCGAGCCAAACGACCCAUACGCCCGCAGCAGGCGGCCACCGCCUACGAAGAAUUUAGGUCAGUUGGAUGCACGGUUUAUCUUCGGUAGUCGAGAUUCCAAGCGGUCGUUUCGUCCGGGCACCCCCCGAUCGGCCAGUGCCAGUGAUGUCACCAAAUCCGGCGGCGAGAAACGGAGCGUGUUCCACAAGGAUAAGAGCGAAUCUAAACACGGUCACAGUCAUGGCCACCAUGGCUCCAUGUCGGAGUUGAAGCGGUUUUUCAAGAUGGGCCACCGCAGUAAGCGACCAGACUCUCCAACAUCGGCAGCGAAACGAUCAAGCCGAGGAUCCGGAAAGAGCACCCCUUACCAGAUGGCCCCUGAUAAUGUCCCCUUUGCCGAUGAUCAUGGACUGAAUUCUAAAUACGGCAAAAUGGGCAGGGUCCUUGGAUCUGGAGCAGGUGGAUCAGUUCGACUAUUGAAGCGCAACAGUGACGGAGUCACCUUUGCUGUGAAACAAUUCCGAGAGCGCCACAGCUGGGAAAGCUUGAAGGAGUAUUCAAAGAAGGUCACGGCGGAGUUCUGUAUUGGCUCGACCUUGCACCACGGUAAUAUCAUCGAGACCCUCGAUAUCAUCCAGGAAGGCUCCCACUGGUACGAGGUCAUGGAGUAUGCGCCGUUCGAUCUUUUUGCAAUUGUCAUGACCGGCAAGAUGACCAAGGAGGAGAUUUCCUGUUCGUUCAAGCAGAUCCUCAGUGGUGUCGCAUACCUCCACGGCAUGGGUUUGGCUCACCGAGAUUUGAAGUUGGACAAUGUGGUGGUGAAUGACCGCGGUAUCAUGAAGCUGAUUGAUUUUGGAAGUGCGGUCGUAUUCCGCUACCCCUUCGAGAAUGACAUUGUUCCCGCUUCAGGUAUCGUUGGCUCGGAUCCAUACCUGGCUCCUGAGGUAUACGAUGAGAAGAAAUACGACCCUCGCCCCACGGAUGUUUGGUCGCUGGCGAUCAUUUUCUGUUGUAUGACUUUGCGACGCUUCCCGUGGAAGCAACCGCGCACCACCGACAAUUCCUACCGAUUGUUCAUUUCUCCUCCAACGCCUGGCACUCCACUUCCUGACUCCGAUCCCCGGCGUGCCCCUCGUCCCAAGUCAUCUCCCGAUCUUCCAUCUUCCGCCAAUGAACAGAGACAACCCCCGACGUCGUCAAACACAUCGGUCAACUCCGAAUCUGCCGGUAAAUCGAAUGCACCUGUUCCAGAACAGAACGGAAACAAGCCCGGUUCCUCGAUCAAGGAUGGGGAAGCCCCCACUCAAAAACAAACAAGCCAAACCAGCACGAGCGAAAAGACCUCCCAGACGACUAGCAAAGAGGCACCACCUCUUCCAGGUGCUACUCAGCCCGCUCAGCGCCAAGAAGUGAUUAAAGGCCCUUGGCGCCUUCUCCGUAUUCUGCCGCGGGAAAGCCGGUUCAUAAUUGGCCGCAUGUUGAAGGUUGAUCCGAGAGAACGAGCGACCCUCGAUGAGGUCCUUGCUGAUGACUGGGUCCGGGGCAUCCUAGCAUGCGAGCAGGACAGUUCCGGUGAGAUCCACAAUGUCUCCAACCAUACUCAUGUUCUCGAGCCUCCAUCGAACAGUGCUGCCGUGGCCAGCAAAGCUACCAAAGCCAAAUGA